AUGGCCGCACCGCACUAUCGCAAAGUCGAGCUCCAGUCGCCCGCCGACUUCACCUACCUUUACGCCAACACGGUCGCUCUGUCUCGGCGAAAACUAGAUCUCAAUCUCCCGCCAUCCGCAACCAACGAUGAUCAGCCCGAUCCGAUGCGCGAGCGCGUUCGCGAACUAGUGGACGAGACCCCCCUUGCCUUCCCGUUGGAGAUUCAAAACACUAAUGCCGAGAUUGUGAUCUACCGUCCCCAGUACAUCACCCGCACCUUUACAACCGCCUCCUCGUCGAUCAGUAUCAACGGCUUGGAUUCAACCUCCCCUGCUUUUCCAUUUCCCGCGGCGUUCACUGCGCCAGAAACCGUGGAAUAUGAACCGUUUGAUUCCGAGCUCGCAUCGCGCGUGAGUACUCUAUACGCCCAGCUGGAAUCGCUCACGACGACGGUCGCGCAAUUACGCCGCGAUGCCCCCCGGAAAGCAGCCCGAGCGUAUGCUCGCGAACUGGCCGGGUUGAUCGCGGAAGAGACCAAGGAAGAAGACGGAAGUGACGCAGAGGAUCCAGAUCAGAACGUGGACGAGGACGAGAACGAGGACCAAGCUCAAGCUCAGAGUCCCGCUCAAAACCAGCGUUCAACCCGCAAGUCGCUCGGUAAAGAGAUAACAGAGACCGGUCAGAUGGAUGCGGACCAAACCUCCGAAACCCGAGCCUCGAAACGACGUCGCAUCGACCGUGAUUCUCUCCUUCACGCCCAUCCGUCAUGGAAACUAGACAUUUCAUUCAACACCGCCGAAGAAGCCGAGCGCUGGCGAAACGGGGACGUCGCCGAGGUCUACGAGAACGCUCUCCGGACGCUGCAGCGACUGCAAGGCGAAGCAGAAGGCGAGGCCGGGGCGGAACAUGGUUCCGACGGCAACGCGUUGGCCACGACGGUGGGCAAAGCCGAACGAGCGGGCCGGGCGGCUGAGGUGGUGGAGAAGAUGUAG
This is a messenger RNA of Penicillium oxalicum, 972 nucleotides long. RefSeq lists its product as uncharacterized. The transcript has 2 exons. Gene Ontology annotation, biological process: mitotic sister chromatid segregation. The record is from RefSeq and is a predicted model, not a curated record. Gene Ontology annotation, cellular component: MIS12/MIND type complex; kinetochore. Lineage: Eukaryota; Fungi; Ascomycota; Eurotiomycetes; Eurotiales; Aspergillaceae. Bases 1 to 972 code for a protein of 323 amino acids.